Messenger RNA from Camponotus floridanus (Florida carpenter ant), 4427 nucleotides. Its product is annotated as myeloid zinc finger 1. Lineage: Eukaryota; Metazoa; Arthropoda; Insecta; Hymenoptera; Formicidae. The coding region runs from base 87 to 2333 and encodes 748 amino acids. Gene Ontology annotation, cellular component: nucleus. The record is from RefSeq and is a predicted model, not a curated record. Gene Ontology annotation, biological process: regulation of transcription by RNA polymerase II. The transcript is spliced from 3 exons. Gene Ontology annotation, molecular function: DNA-binding transcription factor activity, RNA polymerase II-specific; RNA polymerase II cis-regulatory region sequence-specific DNA binding.
CCCCGCGUGAAGCGCGCGCGUAUACGCGAGCCAUACAUAUUUAUAUGAAUACACGGUGACCCGCGCGCGGAGAUAAUACAGUGUAAAUGGCGCUCUCGGCGCAGAACCAGUCGACGUCGUACGUGAACUUGUAUUACUCGAUCGUCCAGCGCGCGGCGACGCGCUACUUUAAGGAAUACUACAACUCCGAUACUGGCGCGCCCUACGUAUUGUACAAAGAUAAUAUGGAGAGACCCCAGGGUCAAUGGGGCCCGGGGCCGGGAUCUCUCCAGGAUGGCGGAUUGUACCCGCAACAGCAACCACAACAACAACAACAGCAACAACAGGGUUCCUCCUCGUCGGGAAGCCCACAGCAGGCCUGUGGUCCUCCCGUCGAGGGUAGUGAAAACGGUCCCCCGCCCUCCUUAGCAUCGCCUGUGCCCUCACCGUAUCCCUCGGCGCCUCCCGAGCCUCAGUCCUUGACUCCACCGGACGAUGAUAUACAAUCGAGUCAGGCAACGUCCCAACAGCAGCAGCAGCAGCAAACGCAGCAGCAGGUCCAACAGCAGCAGCAGCAACAACAACAACAGCAGCAGCAGCAGCAGCAGCAGCAACAAGUUCAACAGCAGCAGCCUCAACAACAGCCGCAGCAACAACAAACACAACAAGAUCAUUCGCCGCAGCAACAAUUGACUCCUCACGCGGAGGUGGACCGUAGCGAUUGCUUUCCUGGCGCUGGGGAGCUGCAACAGUAUCCGCAACACUAUUUCAAAGAGGCUCGGCCGCAUCCUUCGCCGUCCGUGCCACCUCACAUGCUCACUCCCGGUGGCUUUUCCGCGCUGCACUAUCUCAAACAGCCCGGGGUAAUGCUGACAUCCCUUGGCCAGGGCGACGGCGGGCCCGGCUUGGACGCGCAUCAGUACGCCAGUCCGGGCGCGCCCAACAUGGCGACCGGGCUGCCCGACAUCGUGCAGCAGAGCGGCAAAUCGUCCAAGUCCGGCAACAGCGAUCUACGCCUGUUCAAAUGUUUGACCUGCGGCAAAGACUUUAAGCAGAAGUCGACUCUGUUGCAACACGAGCGGAUCCACACGGACAGCCGGCCGUACGGGUGUCCGGAGUGCGGCAAGCGGUUUCGACAACAAUCCCACCUCACGCAGCAUCUACGCAUACACGCUAACGAGAAGCCGUACGCUUGCGUUUACUGCGAGCGUACGUUCCGGCAGCGCGCCAUCCUCAACCAGCAUCUGCGCAUCCACUCGGGUGAGAAGCCAUACCAAUGUCCGGAGUGCGGAAAACACUUCCGUCAGAAGGCGAUCCUGAAUCAGCACGUCCGCACACACCAAGACGUGAGCCCGCACCUCAUCUUCAAGAACGGGAUGACGCCGACGCUCUGGCCGCAGGACGUUCCCUUUCCGCCCGAGGAGGGUAAGGAGGAGGUAGCGUCGACGUUCGGCGACACGGACACGCAGUCGGGCGCGUUCAGUCCGGCGCCGGACGCCAACUCCAUCCAGUAUCCCGCUUACUUCAAGGAUCCGAAGGGCGGCAAUCACACGGUCUUCGGCGCGGGCGGCCCGGGCAGCUUCGGCGCCCUGCAGUACAUCAAGCAGCAGGGCGGCACGAAGAGCUGUCUACCUGAUGUGAUACAGCACGGCCGCUCGGCCGGCAUGCCGCUGUAUGUGCGCUGUCCAAUUUGCCAGAAGGAGUUCAAGCAGAAGUCCACGCUGCUGCAACACGGAUGCAUACACAUCGAGUCGCGACCGUAUCCGUGCCCGGAGUGUGGCAAGAGGUUCCGCCAGCAGUCCCAUCUCACGCAACACUUGCGUAUCCAUACGAACGAGAAGCCGUACGGCUGCGUGUACUGCGGGCGCAACUUCCGUCAGCGCACGAUUCUUAAUCAGCAUCUGCGCAUCCACACGGGCGAGAAGCCGUACAAGUGUCAGCAGUGCGGCAAGGACUUCCGUCAGAAAGCGAUUCUGGAUCAGCACACGCGCACCCAUCAGGGCGACCGGCCGUUCUGCUGCCCGAUGCCCAAUUGCAGGCGGCGCUUCGCCACCGAGCCCGAGGUGAAGAAGCACAUUGACAACCACAUGAAUCCGCACGCGGCCAAGGUGCGUCGGAACUCGAACGGUGACUCGAAGCCGCCCGGCACGCCCGCGGGCCUGGGCCCGGUCCCCGUACCCCGCGGUACCCUCACGCCCACGGUCGUCAAGCCGGAGCUCUACUUCCCGCAGUGCUACGCGCCCGCGUUCAAUCAUCAGCCGCCGGUGUCGACCGCGCAAUUUCCUGGCGCCCAGGCGAACGGCGUAUCCGUCACCGGCGAAUUCAAGCCGCCGACCGGUCUGCCGCCGCAGUGACUAACCGUCCAUCCUGCCGCCUACUAGCAAGCAGGAAUCCCCGCGCUGAGGUUUCAGCGCUGUUUCGGCCCAGCCGCGUUGGAGGCCGACGCGACGUCGAACGCGAUCGUCGCCGCCGCCGCCGCCGCUGCCGCCGCCGCGUCCAACCGAUGCGGCCAGCAGCCGAUGCAGCAACAUUACCCGUGACAUUUAUCACUGUGCAUUUAAUAGGGUUGUCUUCUUUGUUUUCACAACUCGCUCGCUCUUCUUGUCCCAUCGCUGCUUAACGGAGCCUCGGAACGCGUCGCCAGCUAGUCCCGGACUCGACGGUGAGAACGGCGCUCGGUUUUUCGCCUUUUGCGCGAUCCCGUCCAAGGGGGUCCACAACACGAACGUCCAAGAAACAUCGUUCCUCUCGUUUUUUCGCGCGCGAUUCACCCAUCGAAUAUAACGUUAUCCGAAUAAUACCGUCUGUUUUUUCCAUCUCUUUCGUAGCGCUCUUGCUAUAAUGCAAAUAGAGAGAUGAAACAACGUCGACGAAUUGUCCAGAUUUUUGCAUUGUUUGGGAAGCAAGGGGGGGAAUGUCGAGUCCGCUUUUACAUAUUCUGUGACGUUCGUGUAUUAGAAGCAAAUCGUAUCCUCUCACGCGCCGGAUGACACCGUGAAAAGAAACAACGUUCCGGGUAGGAUCAUUUAUCAUUGCAUUUUCGCUACCGAGUGGCAAACGACGGUGCGCAAUUAUACUCGCUCAGGUGUCGGUCGCGACAACUCGUAAUAAUUUUUGUGACAUGUGUGUUCUCUCGUUUACAGUCUCACGAUUGCGAUGCAAUGGUUCGCGAUUGUUACUCUUUAUGCGUCGGAUUAAGAUUUGAUCUCUAAAGGAUACCAUGAUCCGUUAUUACAGCGCGUAUACAUAUAUACUAUAAUUAUAUAAUUCUAGCUAGUAAAUUCAUGGCAGGAAAUACCGACUUCUACUACGAUCCGCAUCACCAAGUUAUCGAUCUCACACGGAAAAUAGCUCGGAAAAUCGUCCGCCACUCACCGUCGAGUUAAUUCAUUAGCCAGACCAAGGUAAAACAACCAACGAAGGAUCUCGUCUGUUUCUCCGUACGUAUUUUUUUAUGAUUAAUCGAUCAUGUGACGUACCUUCUCGCGUUUCUUUCGUGGACAAGGGAAUAGCACGUGAGGGUUCGGGGCUCUUAUCCCCCCCCCCGCCCCGCGAGGCGCGUAGGCGAAUUCGAAGAGAUUGACAAAAAAGUGUUCCCGCGAAUCCGUCUGUCUUUGCAUGUCUCGCGGGAUGAUGGUGCAUGCGUCGCCCGGGGCGCCGCCGCUCAUCGUUCAAAACGCCACGUAUCGCCAAACGGGUUGAAGAUGUUCGAUUUCGACCAGACUAAAAUGAUUGUGAUACAAUAUUUAACUUGCCUAUGUUUUAAAAUGUUUCGCGAGAAAGAGAGAGAGAGAGAGAGAGAGUGAGAGAGAUAGCGAGAAAGAGAGAGAGAGAGAGGUAUGUUGUGCUUCUCAAGGGAAGCGUUUACACGACCACGUGAAGAAUGCUUGUAAAUAUGUAAAGCCGUUCGCUCCAAACAAAGAAGAAAAGAAGGAGGAAGAAGAGGAAGCGGAGAAGCAGGAAGAAGAAGAAGAACGAAGAGAAAAACACACGACGGAGAAAGGUGAAGUAUGCGAGUGUGUGCGAAUGCGAUUGAGUGCGAAUGAUGCGAGAAAAGAAAGAGUACCGAGUGAGAGGGUGGGAGAAAGAAGAUAUAGGGGGAUAGUUGGGAUGGGAAGAGAGAGGAGGGUGGGAAUGAUAUGACAAGCGGAAGGAAGAAAGACACGAGAGAUUAUAGCUAGAAUUUACGAGGACGACGUAUCCUCCCACUGUGCUGAGCCAUAGUUUUCGGGUAGAUCGGUCAAGAAUCGACGAAACGAUGACUACCGCGAUGCAGCGCGAAGGGGAUAGAGGGGGUGGAGGGAGGUGCGCGCGACUCUUGUAUACUAUAGUAAUAUUUGAAUGUAUAUUUAUACGACAGGUUACAUUAUAUUCUAACUAUAUAUAUAUGACGAUAUUUUGAAUCGGUUUUAAAAAAUCAGAUUGGUGCUGAUAUAAACAAAAAAAAA